This is a messenger RNA of Penicillium brasilianum, 1051 nucleotides long. Lineage: Eukaryota; Fungi; Ascomycota; Eurotiomycetes; Eurotiales; Aspergillaceae. The record is from the annotation of a GenBank genome assembly.
CUCGCAUUCUCUCGUCGACGGGUUUCUUUUUUCUACUUCAAUUCUAAACGUCACCAUGUCUGCUCCCAAGGGCCCCUUCCGUCUUGUCACCGUCAACAAUGCGCCCGAGCGCGCCAAGCGCCUGAUCGGCCGUGUUGCGGAGACCUUGAAGGACCGGUACACUAUCAUCCACGUCGAUAACUGCGCGAGCAUCGACGAGGUCGAGGCCAAGGUCAAGGAGCACCAGCCCGAUGUUCUGUUCAGUGCCUCCAUGUGGACCGAAGAGGAGGCCAAGCAGAUCCACGAGACCGCCCGCUCGAUCGUCCCCGACAUCAAGUUGCACGCGAUCCCUACCGGUCUGCAGGUCGAGCGUGGCCCCGAUGCUAUUGUUGAGUACCUCGUCGAGAAGGUCCCCGCGCUGCUGGACAGCUAGAUGUUGAACGUCUAUAUGUAUAGAGAGAUGGCAUUGAUUUAUACUUGUUGCGAAUACCAUGUCUGAUGAUUGAGAGGGGUGUUUCCAAAUUACAACCUUUCACACUACCAUCCAUCGUGCCUUCCCACCAGCUGUAGAUAGUAUACCCUGAUUGUGCGCAUUCAGCGGGAGGCGGAUCCAAUCCGAUUUCCAUCGCCAUGAAGCCAUUCCGAUCUCCUCCAGAUUUCUAGUGCUUCAGCUCCAAGGAUGGGUCUUGGCUCGGUCAACGGCAACCCGCGUCGCUGCAUCGAUAUCCUCCGUUGGCAGACCAAGUAGGUCGUUGAUCGUACCCUUGUGCUCUAUAUCACCACAGCCAUCCGGGUAGAACACCCGAGUGUAAAGCAUCUUCGCAAAUCCGUUGCGACUCCCCUCGUACAUCUCCUUCAAGCCGUUGGUAUACCGCUCAAUAGACGACUCUUUGGUGAUGGUCCAGUCGGCUUCUGUGGUUCCGGUAACUCGGUACACGGAUUCCAACAUGUCCUUCUGGCUGACAGUGAAAGACUUGACAUAAAUGACCUGAUUCUUGAGGUUCUCGAGAGAUGCUUCAGAGCCUUCGGCCUUGGUUGGUAGGCUCAAAAUCCCAGCCACGGCGCGACCGAC